AGUGUCGGGCUCAGUGACGCAGGUUUGUGUGUCACAAUGGCUACGGGAGGCCCGGCCAGAGCGGGAGACGAGCCCGAGGAGGAAGAAGAGGAGGAGGAGGCCACCGAAGAGGAGGAGGAAGAUUACACCUUCCUGCCGCUGGUGCACGACAUUAUCAAAUGCAUGGACAAAGACAGUCAAGACGUUUGCCACGAGCUGAACGAACUCAAGAACAAGUUCCAGGCCAUGAGGAAGCAGAUCAACAACUUGCCAGGGAUCGACAUGACCCCCGAACAGCAGCAGCAGCACUUUCAGAGCCUGCGAGUCCAGGUUCAGACCAAGAACGAGCUUCUGCAGAAGUACAAGAGCCUUUGCAUGUUUGAGAUCCCCAAGGACUAGACGCGGCGUCGCUCUCUCGGGUACAGAGACAAUGGGAGCAGGCUCGCCAGACACAGAGGACCCUUCAGACAAUGGCAUGGGGGCAGAUCAUUGCUGUGUACACAAACAUUCUCUGUGCCGGCUGUACAGGACGACAGCGCCACCGGAAUAUACACGUGCUCUCUGGAAAAGGCCAACUU
Nanorana parkeri is the source of this 557-nucleotide messenger RNA. It is a transcript of the gene MED9, whose product is annotated as mediator complex subunit 9. Gene Ontology annotation, molecular function: transcription coregulator activity. NCBI's taxonomy places the organism in Eukaryota, Metazoa, Chordata, Amphibia, Anura, Dicroglossidae. The transcript is spliced from 2 exons. The record is from RefSeq and is a predicted model, not a curated record. Bases 37 to 378 code for a protein of 113 amino acids. Gene Ontology annotation, biological process: regulation of transcription by RNA polymerase II. Gene Ontology annotation, cellular component: mediator complex.